AAGGCUUCCCCUCUCUCCGGCUGUCAAGAAGGGAAGGUAGAUGAGUGUCGAGCUAUCCGAUCGAAAGGUUUCAGCCUGAGGACCAUUUCAGCCUAAGGGGGGCCGGAGUUGUGCGCGUCGCCUGGGCGAGGCUGCUGAGGCGAGACAAUAUGUCUCUGCUUUACAUGGGCUUCCCCCGCGGGACUGUCGGCACAGCCAACAUCUCAGUGAACCUGAGGUGGCUGACGAGAUUGGGCAGACUGGAGUGUGAAAGGAAUCGGCACAACCAAUCUAGAGCAUCAAGCUCAUUGCCUGAGGAACAGAAGGGACUUUUGCAAAACGGACCUGAUCUGCAAGACUUUGUGUCUGGUGAACUUUCAGACAAAACAAAGUGGGCAGACUAUAAAGGCAAUUUAAAACGCCAAAAAGGAGAUAGGCUGCGACUUCCUCCAUGGCUGAAAACAGAGAUUCCAAUUGGAAAAAAUUAUAACAAAUUGAAGAAUACGUUGCGAAAUUUAAGUCUCCACACGGUGUGUGAGGAAGCACGUUGCCCAAACAUUGGAGAGUGCUGGGGAGGGGGCGAGUAUGCUACUGCUACAGCUACUAUCAUGCUAAUGGGGGACACAUGUACAAGAGGCUGUCUCUUUUGUUCAGUAAAGACAGCAAAAAGUCCCCCUCCAUUAGAUCCCGAAGAGCCAUAUAACACAGCCAAAGCAAUUGCUGAAUGGGGGCUGGAUUAUGUUGUGUUGACCUCUGUGGACAGAGAUGAUAUUCCAGAUGGUGGAGCAAUGCACUUUGCAAAGACAGUAUCACACUUAAAAGAAAGGAAUCCAACAAUUCUUGUGGAAUGUCUAACUCCUGAUUUCAGAGGAGACCUUAAAGCCGUGGAGACAGUUGCUCUGUCAGGGCUAGAUGUGUAUGCCCACAAUGUGGAAACAGUUCCAGAAUUGCAGAGAAAAGUUCGGGAUCCUCGGGCUAACUUUGACCAGUCUCUCAGUGUUUUGAAGCAUGCUAAGAAGUUUCAGCCUGAUGUAAUUUCUAAAACAUCCAUCAUGCUUGGUCUGGGUGAAACAGAUGAACAAAUAUACAGCACACUGAAAUCAUUACGUGAGGCAGAUGUAGACUGUUUGACCUUGGGACAGUAUAUGCAACCAACAAAGCGCCAUUUAAAGGUUGAAGAAUAUAUUACUCCUGAGAAGUUUAAAUAUUGGGAAAAAGUAGGAAAUGAUCUUGGAUUUCAUUACACCGCUAGUGGGCCUCUUGUACGUUCUUCAUACAAAGCAGGUGAAUUUUUCUUGAAGAAUUUAGUGGAAAAGAGGAAGAAAAAAGACAUCUGAAAUGUCAAAUGCCCAUAGGAAGACCUGUAUAUCUUUAAUGGAUUCCAGAUGGGAGCAUCACAAAUAAAGAAGAGUAUUCAACAGGCUUUUGUUGUUGUUUUUCAACAUUUAUACUUAGCUUUAGAGUAUUCAUGUUGUUUCUGAAGUCUUACAUGUUCUAAUAUAGUUUAAAAUGUUAAUAUGUAAAUAGAUUGCAAUGCAAUCUUGUACUUAAAUACUUAGAAGUAGGCUCCAUUGAAUUCAAUAAGGCUUACUCCUAGGUAAGUUGGUAUAGAAUUGCAACCUUAGAAAACCUUUGCUUUGUAAUAUAUCGAGGAAGAAGAGAGGAAUGCACAUUUGGAAAAUUAAAGAGAUUUAGAUGCAUAUUUUAAAUAUCUUGUGGAUAGUACUAGUAAUAAACACCAACUGUAUACAUUGUGCAGCAUUUCUUUCCACAUGCACCCAUAUUUACACAUUACUCAAUAUCCUUUUGUCACUUCAUUUUUUAAAAACAAUCCUACAAGACAGUGAGCAAACAUCAUAAAGCAGUCAAAAAUGUCAAUAUUGUUGA
Molecule: messenger RNA, 1866 nt
Organism: Rhineura floridana
Lineage: Eukaryota; Metazoa; Chordata; Lepidosauria; Squamata; Rhineuridae
Gene: LIAS
Product: lipoic acid synthetase
Exons: 11
Coding region: 150-1316 (388 amino acids)
Biological process (GO): lipoate biosynthetic process
Cellular component (GO): mitochondrion
Molecular function (GO): 4 iron, 4 sulfur cluster binding; lipoate synthase activity
Source: RefSeq, a predicted model, not a curated record